Molecule: messenger RNA, 4394 nt
Organism: Cheilinus undulatus (humphead wrasse)
Lineage: Eukaryota; Metazoa; Chordata; Actinopteri; Labriformes; Labridae
Gene: zdhhc8b
Product: zinc finger DHHC-type palmitoyltransferase 8b
Exons: 11
Coding region: 156-2450 (764 amino acids)
Biological process (GO): protein palmitoylation
Molecular function (GO): palmitoyltransferase activity
Source: RefSeq, a predicted model, not a curated record
CUCUAUCCCAGGAUCUAUGCGGCUCCAGCGACAGCAAACACGGACUGCUUGUACCUUUUCUGGCCAAAGAAACGCCUGUAUACUGCACACUGGAUCUUUUUUUCUACAUGCGACUCCUAUCGGAAUAAAUAACUGAGGAAUGUGGAAAUUACAGAAUGCCCAACAGCGCUGGAAAGAGAUUUAAACCCACCAAAUACAUCCCAGUGUCCACUGCUGCCACUCUCCUUGUGGGAUCGACCACUUUAUUCUUCGUUUUCACGUGCCCCUGGUUAACAAAGGCGAUCUCUCCCAUUGUGCCUCUCUACAAUGGCCUCAUCUUCCUCUUCGUUUUGGCCAACUUCAGCAUGGCAACCUUCAUGGACCCUGGUGUCUACCCACGAGCGGAUGAGGACGAGGACAAGGACGAUGAUUUCCGAGCGCCGCUCUACAAAAACGUGGAGAUCAAGGGCAUUCAGGUCCGGAUGAAGUGGUGCGCCACCUGUCACUUCUACAGGCCGCCUCGCUGCUCACACUGCAGUGUGUGUGACAACUGUGUGGAGGAUUUCGACCAUCACUGUCCCUGGGUCAACAACUGCAUUGGAAGGAGGAACUACCGCUACUUCUUCCUCUUCCUGCUGUCGCUGAGCAUCCACAUGAUGGGAGUUUUCUCCUUUGGCCUUCUCUUCGUCCUGCACCAUCGAGAGAGGCUGGCAGCGCUGCACACCACUGUCACUCUGGUGGUGAUGUGUAUAGCUGGGCUUUUCUUUAUUCCAGUCAUGGGACUCACAGGUUUCCACAUGGUGCUCGUAGCUCGAGGGCGAACCACCAAUGAGCAGGUGACGGGCAAGUUCCGUGGAGGAGUAAAUCCCUUCACCAAGGGUUGCUGUGGCAACGUGGAGUAUGUCUUAUGUAGUCCCCUGGCACCGAGGUACACGCUGGACCCCAGGAAAAAGUCCCAUGUCAAAAUUCAGCCCCCAUUCAUCAGACCCGACCUGUCGGACAGACAGAUCACCAUCAAGGUCAGCGACAACGGCAUCCAUAACACCAUCAUCAGCUCCAAGUCCAAAAGCAGCCUGGACGGCCUGGACGAAAAAGAAACCCAGCCACCACUGCCACCCAAAGCUGACAGGUACAACCAGCUGAAGAACCAGCUGACCUCCAGUGAAGAGAGUUCUCUCUCUGGGAAGACUCAUCCUUCAACUCCGUCCAUGUACAAAUACAGACCGUCCUUUGGCACCAUGCCGAAAGUCCACUACCACACAGGUGGAGAGAAGAUUGUCAUGGCAGACGACCUGAAGACCUCGGCCAUCAUGGAAGAAGGUGUCCGUGGUCACGACUACCGAUCUGAGCCAAACCUGGACAUGCCUGAGUACACCAACGCUCCCCUUCACCGCACCUUCCAGUCGUCUCCCCACCAGCUGGACUCUGACCCCAUCAACUCCCGCUCUCUCAGCCUGAAGCAGGGUCACCGCCGGCCUGAGAAAGGCCAGCUCCCAGCCCUGCAGCCACAGACGGUCACCUCCACACCCUACAAGAGCGUCUUCUCCCCCAACACGCUCUCCAACCGAAACGGCAGCCUGUCAUAUGACAGCCUGCUCAACCCCAGCAUCUCCCCCACCACUGCCGGUGAGUGCAUGGCCCAUCGUGCUAUGCCCUCCAUGGGCUUCCACUCGCCCUACCUGCCCACCAAAAUGUGCCACAUCCGGGAGCCUGAAAUGCAGAGGCAACAGGUCGCUCCCACCUACAGUCCAGUGCUGCCACCUCGAGCGAUAGGCAGGCAGUCCCCUCACCCAAGGGAAAGGGACCCCUCCCCAGUGCGCUAUGACAACCUCUCCCAAACCAUCAUGGCGUCCAUCCAGGAGCGCAAAGAGAUGGAAGAGAGGGAGAAACGCCAGAUGCUGCGUGGGUGCUCCCAGACACAUAUCUACGCCCAGGACUCUGGUGUGUUUGAUGGGGGCUACGGUCUAUCCCACAAUGCUUGCUACCAGGAUGGGCCUCGUUGCCCAGUUUCCAGGGGCCCAACCCCUCCAGCCUACGGAGGCUCCAGGGACAACCUGAUGGGGGUCGGGCUUAGCUAUGGGCAACGAACCCCCGUGUUGCGCCAUGCUGGUGCCACCCUGGGCCGUGCCCCAAGGACUUCAUCCACCUCCCUUCACACUGACCACAGUAGCUCCAACAGUAGCCACAGCAGGGCCACCUGUACCGAUGGCCCCUAUCGCUCCCCAGCCCAUCAACCCCGUUCCCCUGCCAUGCCCAGAUCCCCCUCCUACACCCACCAGAAAUUCUCCUACAUCAGUGCCCAUGAGAGGACAGACUCGCCUCGCCUGGGGGGCCCAAGAGAGGCCAUGAAAGUUAACGGGCAAAUGGACUGCCACACCAACGCCCAGGGUGUCCCCCUCAGCCCCAGCCGCCACAGUAAUGUCAAAAAGGUGACAGGCGUAGGCGGCACCACGUAUGAGAUAUCCGUGUGAGAGGGGACUCUGCAUCUACAUCCAACAACAUCGGCCAACCUGCUACAAAGAGAUUUUCUGCCCUCUGAUAUGUUCAAAGUCCAGAUAACAGCCAAUCAGAGGGUCUGUUUGCCACAUACCUGUGUGAUUUGUACAGGAGGGGUCGGUUUGAGUUGAUACCACUGCAGGUUUUACGUGUCAGGAGUGUCUUGUGGAUAACAUUUGUGGCCGUCCAACAGAUUGUCAAUAUUAUUGCUGUUGUCUCUCAGCUGUGGUCAUGAAGUUGUUCCCAGUGUAACACAAAAACUUGCGACCAGCAAGUGCUGGGGGCUUAAAUAAAAACACAGAAGAAUUAAACACAGACAUCAUCACCAUGGACCUUUUUGAGAGGACUAAUGUCCUUUUUUUAGUCAGCUGACCUCAAAAAGUCAAGGUGCUUUACAUUGCAUUGUACUGUUUCAGCAGGAGGUGUGAUGGAGGGUCAAAGAGUUUCACAAGAACUGCAAACCCGUUACACAAAGUACAGGAGAAAAAAUCUUAAAAAGGUGUUGUUGAGAGCAGAAAGUCAUUGUAUCAUGUCAUGAGGUUGCAUUUGAAUUCCUUGGGAAAUGCUAGUAAGUAAAAAUGCGACUUCCAUCUUUUACUAAAAUAAAUGCACUCAGGAAUAAAUGCAACCAGGAGAGAUCGUUGAUUCAUACAUCAUGAAUGUCUUCUUCAAAGUACAGCUUAGCCCCCUUUAUAUUUUUCACAAAUAAGUUGUUUUUUUUUUUUUUUUUUAUUGCUAUGACACAAUCCUGGUCAGAUAAGUCUGCAAUCAAAGAUCAGAGUACCACAUCCAUAGGGGGUUUCACCAUUAGGCAAAAGGAGGCAGUUGCCUGGAGCCUUGUGCACCAAGGAGCCUCAAGAUAAAGUCAUUGUAGGUAUGCAUCAAAUAUAGGGUACAUGUCUAAAAAUACGUGAUGGUAAAUGAUGAUUAAAGAUGUGCAUUAUGAAUGUAAAUAAGUGGCCAAGAAUGAAUAAAAUUGCAUCAAAUAGAGUUUGAUUAUCCAAGACAAUUCUUUUCAAGACUCCUGGCCCCAAUAGUGAGGUCCCAGCCCCUUCAAAAGCCCUGAUAAGUUUUCAUAUCAAGCUAAUUAUGAUUGGGAAGAUACCCAUAUACAUAUUGAAACAAUAAAUUGGUGAAUCACUCUGUGAUAAAAUGGCUGCAGUAAAUGAAAAUGAAUAUUCUGUGACAGAACUGAUAUUGCACCAACAGUGAACACAUAUUUUUAUUUUUAUACAUUACAUCUGAGAUGUGUAAAGAUAUUUAGAUAUGUCUGAGUUGUGAUGCUCUUCUAAGGCUGACCACUCACUACAUAAUUUCCCAAUAUUAAAUGGUUUAAAAACGUGGCAUACCACAGAUAUAAGGAUGGUGUCAACAGAUUUUUCACCUUGUAAUCCUCUUAACGCACAUACUAGACAACUCAGCCAGACUGUGAAACCACACACCCACUGUUUAUAGUCAAAAUCUCCCAGUAAAAAUUAGAUCUCACAGAAAGAUGCACCAUCAAACAGGACUUCAGGAAUAAAGCAAACAUGGAGGACUGUCGAAAUCCUCAGUUGGCUGUCCUGGCAUGCAAUAUAGUCCUGGGACUGUCAAAAGAUUAAAAAUUUCAGUUGCAUUUGAUCUCAGGAUUUAUGUAGUUAAUUGUGAAUAAUCACACUCUAUUGCAUUUUGAAAAAUCCAUUUUUUGCAUCUAAAAUUGUUUCAAUUUGGAUUUUUCUACUGUCUUGAACUAAGGUAACUGGCUUCAUUUUGGAUACAGACCUCUUUUUAUACACAGAUCUAAGAUUAUGGCAUGAAUUUAACCACAGAAAAAAGACUUUGUUAUGGAUUAAAAAGAAAAUAAGGGAACAGAAAAAAGGUAAAUGUUUGAUUUCACACCAAGCUAUCUGUGAGUAAAGUGAAAUGAGAUAAUAAGGAGC